Molecule: messenger RNA, 1104 nt
Organism: Paramecium octaurelia
Lineage: Eukaryota; Ciliophora; Oligohymenophorea; Peniculida; Parameciidae
Source: the annotation of a GenBank genome assembly
AUGAAUUAAUCUCAAUCUACUCAUACUAAUAAUUCUAGAUUUGUAUCAUUGAAUAAGGAUCCUCUUGAGAAAUACAAACAAGGGUUAAGAUAAAAGUUUAUGUAGAUGUACGAUUAAAUUGAAGAAUAAAGAUUUCACCAGCCAAUAACUCCAUAAGAAGGAACAAUAUUUUUAACUGAAUAAUAAUCUCUUAGAUCUCUAUUAAACUCAUCCAGAAGACCAUCAGAAAUUGAAUCUUUUCAAGAAGAGUGUCUAAUAAUCCAAAAAGAAAAUUAGUUUACGGAUCUGUAUUAAGCACCAAAAGAAAUAUCAUUAUCAUACACUUAAAAAAGACAUAAAAAUAGGAUUUUUGAUCCCUUACCUAAUGUUAAUCCAAUUUUAAAGAGUCUUCUUGGUAGAUCUCUAUUGUAGCAAUCUAAUACCAAGUUACUUUAAUAAGAAUAAAGUUGUUAAACUAGUUUUAAUAUCGAAAAAGAAAACAAACUCUAAACUCAAUCAGCCAGUCUCUUAUUACCUAAAUCAACAAUAGGUAUCUAAACUGCAGAUAUCCCAAUUAAAUAAGAAAAUGUUUAAGUUUAAUGUAGUUUUCAAUAAAGCAGAUGUGAUUCAGAGAUUGUGAAUAUUUAAUCAUAUUUAGACAGACAUUAUGAUUAUCUUUAAUAUUAACAACAUUCAAAUUGGAAUCCCAAUAUCUCUGAACUUAAACUAUUAAAUAUGUCAGAAGAUUAUUAAUACUCCUUUUGCAAUAUCUGUAAAUAAUUUGUCAAAAAUUAUAUGAAUUAGAAUAAUAACCAUUAAAAGUUCUGCAAAGUACAGAUUUAUGAAAAUACACUAUCAGAAUUAAUUGGAAAAUUUCAAUACCUCUUAUCGUAUGAAACUAAUUUACUGAGAGAUUUUGAUGAAAUGUGCAAAUGUACAAGAAGAUAUUGUUAUGCAGCAUUAGAAAUAUGUACAUUAUUGAGAUAAACUCAAAUUCAAAGAAGAAUAGAAUAAUUAACAUAGGAUUUGAUUAAAGUUAAUCAAGAAAUACAAAAAAAUAAGAAUAAGCAUUCUCUGAAAAUUGCUUAAUUAUUCUAAUUUUUAAUCUUACAAUUAUAGAAUUGA